Molecule: messenger RNA, 1260 nt
Organism: Cutaneotrichosporon oleaginosum
Lineage: Eukaryota; Fungi; Basidiomycota; Tremellomycetes; Trichosporonales; Trichosporonaceae
Molecular function (GO): oxidoreductase activity
Source: RefSeq, a predicted model, not a curated record
AUGUCGCUGCUGCUAUAUUUCUUGUACGCCGCCGCGUUCGUUGCCGUUGUGGCAUCGCUCGUGGUCCGUCGCAUCAAAGCCGUCCGCAAGGUGCGCUUCGCCCAACGCGAUGCCAUGAUGGAGAAGUACGCCUACCUCCUCGACGACAUGAGCAAAAUGACCUAUCACGAGGCCGAGGAGAUUUCCAAGUACUCGUCGUUCUUAGAAAUGCCCUGGACGGUUACGGUCGCCCUUUCCUUCGCACUCUUCAAAACGUAUGCCAUCCCCACAAUCUCCGCCGUCCUGUGCAAGUCGGGACAGCUGUCGACCGACGCGAGUGCGGGUCGCCGCGCUGAGGACACGGGUAUCUUCAUCAAUGAGUUCAGCGGCGGGGGCGAGAGCCAUAGUGUAGCUGGUGUCGACACUGAGCGUGGGAGCAUUGCUCUUGCGCGCAUGAACUGGCUGCAUGGGCGGUACGGCAACCUCAUCGGCCGUGACGACAAGCUGUUUACGCUGGCAUUAUUCGUUUUCGAGCCCUACUACUUCGCCGAGAAGUUUGACUAUCGCCCACUCAACGAGCUUGAGAAGGAGGCGCGUUAUGUCCACUGGCGCGAGAUCGGGGCCCGCAUGGGCAUCGAGAACAUUCCCCCUACACGCGCCGAGCUUUUGGAGUGGACAACUGCGUACGGCAAGCGGGCCAUGGUGUACGAUCCCCGUAAUGCGCAGGUCGGCAACUCGACUUUCAGCGUGCUGCUCAAAGACAUGCCCCGCUUCAUGUGGCCGCUCGGCAAACGCAUGAGCUUAGUGCUUCUCGACGACCACAUGCUGCAGGCUUUUGGAUGGGAGAAGCCUCCCGCGUGGAUGUACUGGUUCGUGCCGCGCCUGUUGCGUCUCAAGGGCUUGGUGUGUGGCAACCUCCUGUUCCCACGCAUGAGCCCGCCGCCGCACGUGAAGACGAGUGUACGCUGUGCCUUCGCUGGCCCCACUGACGGGGGCGAGAAAGCACCUGACGCCGGCCACCCCCAGAUUGUGCGCGACGGAUACAUCUUUGAGCCGUGGUACACCAAGCCGGACGGCGCACGCAUGGGCGCACUUGGCCUCGGCACGCCCGGUCUCCCUAAAUUCACACCCGACGGAUACAUCAACUCGCGUCUCGGUCCCGAGAGGCUGUACCACCAGGGCGUCGAGAUCACGCUUAAGAAUGCCGCGGAGAUGCGCGAGCGGGCGCAAGGUGGCAAGUGCCCCUUCUUCGUGCCCAAGGAGGUGGUUGCAUCUGCGUAA